Molecule: messenger RNA, 2830 nt
Organism: Mercurialis annua (annual mercury)
Lineage: Eukaryota; Viridiplantae; Streptophyta; Magnoliopsida; Malpighiales; Euphorbiaceae
Product: pentatricopeptide repeat-containing protein At1g74850, chloroplastic
Exons: 4
Coding region: 199-2790 (863 amino acids)
Molecular function (GO): protein binding
Source: RefSeq, a predicted model, not a curated record
UCCACAAAAACUCCACGUGUCUUCAUCAAGCUACUUCUCAGUUCUCUCGCACUCUUUCUUCAACCUCUCUCAGUUUUCCUGAGAAAAUUUCAAUUUUCUCGAGAAAAUUUCCACUUUCUAUACCUUAUCCACCUGCUCCCAAACAAUUCCACCAGUACCUUUUAAAUUUGUUCAGCUCAUGCUAUCCAAAUUACUAAAAUGACCUCACUCUCAAUCCCAAACCCUUCACCUCUCUCCACAAAAUUCCAUAAACCCAAACUCAAAUUCAACAACCCCUUCCCAUUCCCUAACCGGCGACUCAUCUCACUCUCCGGAGACCGGAAAGGAUACUCCGGUACAGCAAAAGCACGUUCCAAAACAAAAGAAAUCGUACUCGGAAACCCAUCCGUCACACUCGAGAAAGGAAAAUACAGUUACGACGUGGAAACCCUAAUUAACAAGCUAAGCAGUCUACCUCCACGUGGCAGCAUAGCACGAUGUCUAGAAAUCUUCAAAAACAAGCUUUCAUUAAACGACUUCGCUUUAGUAUUCAAAGAAUUCGCUCAACGCGGUGACUGGCAAAGAUCACUGCGGCUGUUCAAAUAUAUGCAGCGCCAGAUUUGGUGUAAACCUAAUGAACAUAUCUACACUAUUAUGAUUAGUUUGUUAGGUCGUGAACGCCUUCUUGAAAAAUCCGCAGAGAUUUUCGAGGAAAUGCCCAAUCAGGGCGUGCCACGGAGUGUUUUCUCCUACACGGCAUUGAUCAACUCGUACGGCCGUCAUGGUAAGUAUGAGGUUUCUCUUGAGCUUUUAGAGAGAAUGAAGAAUGAGAGAGUUAGUCCUAGUAUAUUAACUUAUAAUAGUGUGAUUAAUGCUUGUGCUAGAGGAGGAUUGGAUUGGGAAGGUUUGUUAAGUUUAUUUGCUGAAAUGAGACAUGAAGGUAUGUUACCUGAUAUAAUUACGUAUAAUACUUUGCUUAAUGCUUGUGCUAAUAGAGGUCUAGGUGAUGAAGCUGAGAUGGUUUUUAGGACUAUGAUUGAAGGGGGUAUGGUGCCUGAUAUAACAACUUAUCGGAAUUUAGUGGGAACUUUCGGGAAAUUGAAUAGGUUAGAGAAAGUUAGUGAAUUGCUGAAGGAAAUGGAGUCUAGUGGUAAUUUACCUGAUAUAUCGUCGUAUAAUGUGUUGUUAGAGGCGUAUGCGACUCGGGGAAAUAUUAAGGAUGCAAUGGGUGUUUUUAGGCAAAUGCAGGAGGCUAGAUGUGUGCCUAAUGCGGACACGUAUAGUAUGUUGUUGAAUUUGUAUGGGAGUCAGGGGAGAUAUGAUGAUGUUAGGGAGCUUUUUUUGGAAAUGAAAGUUAGUAAUACGGAGCCCGAUGUUGCUACAUAUAAUAUACUCACUGAGGUUUUUGGUGAAGGUGGGUAUUUUAAGGAGGUUGUUACGUUGUUUCAUGAUAUGGUGGAGGAGAAAGUUGAGCCUAAUAUGGGGACUUAUGAAGGGUUGAUUUAUGCUUGUGGUAAAGGAGGGUUGUACGAAGACGCUAAAAAGAUUUUACUUCAUAUGAAUGAGAAUGGAAUAGUGCCAAGUUCAAGGGUGUAUACGAGUUUUAUUCAAGCAUAUGGACAAGCUUCUUUGUAUGAAGAGGCUCUUGUGAUAUUUAAUACAAUGAAUGAAAUGGGAAGCAUGCCGACUGUUGAGACUUAUAAUUCUCUGAUUUACAUGUUUGCAAGAGGGGGACUUUAUAAAGAACUGGAAGCAAUUAUGUGGAAAAUGAAUGAAUCUGGGGUUCCACGAAAUGAAGACACUUUUAAUGGCAUGAUUGAAGGUUAUAGGCAAGGAGGUCAGUAUGAAGAAGCCAUCAAGACUUAUGUUGAUAUGGAAAAAGAGCGAUUUCAGCCAGAUGAGCAAACCCUAGAGGCUGUUUUGAGUGUGUACUGCACAGCAGGUCUUGUUGAUGAGAGUGAGGAGCAAUUUCAGGAAAUCAGAGCUACAGGAAUACUGCCUAGUGUUAUGUGUUACUGUAUGAUGCUGGCUGUUUAUGCAAGAAGUAACAGAUGGGAUGAUGCCUACAGCAUGCUUGAUGAGAUGGUCACAGUUAAGGUCUCAAAUGUUCAUCAAGUAAUUGGACAGAUGAUUAGAGGAGAUUAUGAUGAUGCUUCUAAUUGGCAAAUGGUGGAGUAUGUAUUUGACAAACUCAAUUCUGAAGGAUGUGGUCUGGGAAUGAGGUUUUAUAACACACUUUUAGAAGCACUCUGGUGGCUGGGUCAGAAAGAAAGGGCAGCAAGAGUGCUUAGUGAAGCCACAAAGCGAGGACUUUUUCCUGAACUUUUUCGUAAAAGCAAACUUGUAUGGUCCGUGGAUGUGCACAGGAUGUGGGAAGGUGGUGCAUAUACAGCAAUAUCUGUUUGGCUCGAUAAUAUGCAUGAGAUGUUAUUGAAGGGAGAGGAUCUUCCUAAUCUGGCGUCUGUUGUUGUAGUAAGAGGGCGGAUGGAGAAAAGCUCAGCUUCACAAGAUCUCCCUCUCGCGAAGGCAGUCUAUUCCUUUCUGCAGGAUAACGUUUCAGCAUCAUUUUCUUUUCCUGCGUGGAAUAAAGGUCGAAUUACCUGCCAGCGGUUUCAGCUCAGGCGUAUUCUGCCCGGCUCUGAAUCAGUUUCCGAUGAAGAUAAAAAAGAAAAAAUUAUUACUUUAAGUAACUCUUCUUUGCACCCUAAGACUAGAACAAGAACAGGUGGUGUUAAUAGUAGUUCACAUGAAAAAUCAAAAUCUGAAACAAGAACAAGAACCGGUGCAGAGCUCAUGACGAGCUCGGUUUGAGUUGACAAUAUUACUAAUCAGUGCAUCUAUUUUAGUUAAA